This is a messenger RNA of Fraxinus pennsylvanica, 1305 nucleotides long. Lineage: Eukaryota; Viridiplantae; Streptophyta; Magnoliopsida; Lamiales; Oleaceae. The record is from the annotation of a GenBank genome assembly.
AUGGUCAGCCGCUCAAGGAAACAAGGCUGCAGGAUGAACUGGGUUACUGGAAUUGUGCUGUGCGUCACUACACCCUCAAGCUCUCGAUUUCGCCUGCUUAAUUUUCUGAGGCUGUGCUUGGUUUUGCUGAAGCAUUUUCUCCUGAGAGGGAAUAGAAGAUCAAAUCCACCAACUAGACAUUCAUCUGAGCUUGACGAUGAGCUGUCUGGAGUUCACAAUGUUGCACUUUACUCCUACAAACAGCUAAGAAUGGCUACCGAUGAUUUUAGUCCGAUCAAUAAAAUUGGGGAAGGAGGAUUUGGUUCUGUUUUUAAGGGAAAACUCGGGAAUGAGAAAAUGGCUGCUAUAAAAGUUCUCUCUCCCGGAUCAACACAAGGAGUAAAAGAAUUUCUGACAGAAAUUCAAGUGAUCUCUGAUGUACAGCAUGAAAAUUUAGUUAAGCUUUAUGGAUGUUGUGUUGAAGGAAAUCACAGAAUUCUCGUUUACAACUACCUAGAGAAUAACAGCCUUGCACAAACGCUUAUUGGUGGACGUCAUAGUAGCAUCCAGUUUAGCUGGCAAACACGGGUUAAAAUUUGUGUUGGAGUUGCAAAGGGACUUGCUUAUCUUCACGAGGAAGUGAGACCGCCUAUUGUCCAUCGGGAUAUCAAAGCUAGCAAUAUUCUUCUCGACAAAGAUUUGAGCCCUAAGAUUUCAGAUUUCGGUCUUGCAAAACUCAUCCCUGCCAACAUGACUCAUGUCAGUACACGUGUGGCAGGAACCAUAGGUUACUUGGCACCAGAAUAUGCAAUGAAAGGCCGGCUUACUCGCAAGGCAGAUAUUUACAGUUUUGGUGUUCUCCUCAUCGAAAUAGUCAGUGGUCGAUGCAACACGAACUCACGGUUACCUGCUGAAGAAAAAUAUAUUCUUGAAAGGGCAUGGCAACUUCAUGAAAGACGGGAGCUUGUAUCACUAGUCGACAUAGCACUUAAUGGAGAUUUCGACCCUGAACAGGCUUGUAGAUUCUUAAAGAUUGGUCUUCUCUGCACUCAAGAUUUUCCAAAACUUCGACCCUCAAUGUCAACUGUCGUCCAAAUGCUUACCGGGGAGAAGGAUUUUGAUGAAAAUGAGAUAACGAAGCCCGGCUUAAUCACUGAUUUCAUGGACCUAAAUAUUAAAAGCACCCCUAAAACCAAGGCUCCAAUCAUUCACCCCACUUCCAAUUUAUUAUCCUCUGGCUCUGAUAAUUUGGACUCAACUUUGUCCUCGGGAACUUCUUCUCAGGCCACCUUCACAUUUACAGCAUUAUAUGAUAGAAGCACUUGA